CAGAGGGAUAGAUGCGCGGGAGUCACAUCCAUCUGACUCCCAUCAAUCUGUGGGAUUUUAUUCUCUCCAAGUGAUCCAGCCUGGGUGAGCAUUGCACAGAUUCCCCUCCACUGCAGCGAAGAUGCUGCUCCACGGACUUGUCCUGUAUUUUUCAACAGCAGCUUUUGUUUUCGCGCAGCCGGACAGCUCCGGGUUAUUUUACGCGCUCCGGUCGGAGCUGUCGGAGGAUGCAAUUCUGGUGGCCAACAACGGAAUACGCGUCCCUUUCGGGAGAUCGGUCUUUAUCGACCCCAUUAACGAUCUAGUGGUUCAGACACAGCCGGGAGACCGGUGCAGCAUCACGGUGCUGGAAAACGACCCGCUCACACAGAGACCUGGGCACCUCUCUCCUAAAAAGUUUCCCUGCGAUUUCGGUCCAAGCGACGUGAUGUAUUCCCACUACGGCUCCAGGAGUCCCGCUAAGGACAGAGUGAGGCUGCAGCUCAGGUAUGAUGCCCAAACAGAAACUGUUAUCAUCCCGUUCAUGAUGGAGGUGGAAGUAGUUUUUACGCAGCUGGAGUUACUAACCAAAAACAUGCCUCUCACUGUUGAUCGUCUUAAAGGGAUGAGUAAUCCUAUUGAUAAGAAGAUCCUAGAGUUUACUUAUGACAGAGAGUCUUACAAAUGUGAGGUGGCAUCCCUAUCCGGCGCCAGCACCAUGCCCAGAUAUGGAAAACUCAUUGAUGGAGGUAAACUUGCCUCAGUGAUGGACUGUGAUGAAUUUAUGCAAGCAGAUAUUCGCUAUGAGCACACCUUUGAUCACAAAUCUCCAAACAGGGAUUAUGUUCCUAUGGUUGUGGAGCUGCAUGACAAAGAAGGGAACCUGGUGAAUCAGGAGUAUUUUCAUCUCUUGGUUCGCAUUCGAAAUGGGGAGGAGAACACUCCCCCCAAGCCCAGCUUUGUUUCCAUGAUGAUGAUGGAGGUGAGCCAGUUUGUGAUGACUGCCCUCACUCCUGACAUGCUGGCUGCUGAGGAUACGGAGUCAGACCCAGAAGAGCUAAUUUUUAAUAUCACAUCUCCCUUAUCUUAUGAGGAGGGCUAUAUAGUCAGCACAGAUGACAGAAACCUCCCAAUCAGCUCCUUCUACCAGAGAGAUCUGCAAGAUUUGAAAAUAGCUUAUGUUCCACCUUCUCUGGACUCAGACAGUGAGAGGAUUUUCCAGCUGGAACUUGAGGUCAUAGACACGGAGGGGGCCGUCUCUGACACAUUUGCUUUUAUGAUUGUUGUGAAGCCGAUGAACACCUUGGCCCCUAUUGUAACGCGUAACACGGGUCAGCUUCUCUAUGAGGGCCAGUCACGGCCUCUCAUCAGCACCCAAAACUUGGAGAUCAGCGAUGAGGACAACUUGGACUCUGUCACAGUCACAGUAGUGGACGGCCUUCGGCACGGGGACCUCAUGGUGCUGGGCUCUCAGAGGAAAUUCUUCACACCUGCUGACCUCACUACAGGAGCUGUUGUCUACCAGCAUGAUGGCAGCGACACAUACAGUGACAACAUUGUCUUUAAGAUGACAGAUGGAAAAAAUGAUGUUGAAUUUCUCUUUCCUAUUACAAUCGUCCCCACUGAUGAUGAGCCGCCAAUCAUCAACGCCAACACAGGUUUGGUGCUCUUUAAACACCAAAUAAUUCCCAUAUCUCCUCUCAUGCUCAGUGCUGCUGAUAUUGACUCUGAAGACUCCAUGAUUAAAUUUACCAUUAUCCCCCCACUUUCAACAAUUGGCAAAGUGCUCCUUCGGCAGUCGGAUGCCCCGGAGGACCCCUCCUCUUGGAAAUUUAAUGCUGAGGAUGAAAUGUAUGAGAAGGAGGUGACAGAGUGGCUUCAGAAAGACAUAACAGAGGGAAAGUUGUUUUACAGGCACACAGGUCCUCACAGCACAGAAACAAUCAUGGAUCAGUUUAUAUUUGCAGUUCAGGAUGACAAUGACCCACCUAAUUUAUCUGGAGAAAGUAUCUUUGUAAUUCGUGUUUUACCAGUUGAUGAUGUGCCCCCUGAACUGUACCCUGGCACUGCUCUACAGAUGACCGUUGAGGAAUAUGAACUCACUCAGUUCAGCAGAGAGGUCCUCCGCUACACUGAUACGGACUCAGAGGAUCGUGACCUCAAGUACACAGUCAUCCAGGCCCCAACUGAUAUGGAUGAAAAUAAUCCUGUCGUGUUUGGAUCUUUAGUGCUGACAGAACGUCCUGAUACUGAAAUGACAGAGUUUACACAAGCUCAAAUCAACCAUCAUAAGAUCUCCUAUGCACCCCCAGACUUGGAGCUGGGGAUCACGGCCCACAUUGUACAGUUCUGCUACACGGUUGAAGACACAGCAGGAAACAGCAUAGACGGGGCAUUUACCAUCUUUCUGCAGCCGGUCAACAACAACCCCCCACAGAUCACAAACACUGGCUUUACAGUGUUUGAAGGCGGGAUGCACAUCAUCACUGUUGCAGAGCUAGAUGCUCAAGACCUCGACACAGAAAGUGAAAAGAUAACCUUUGCUUUAAGCCGAGCACCUAAACAUGGCAAAAUUCAGGCUGUGUUCACUGACCUGGAGAAAAACAGGGUUUUCAAACUGGAUGAUAUCUCAGAGGGGAAGAUAUCAUAUAUUCACAGCGGGGAGGAGACGAUGAGCGAUGAUUUUCAGCUGGAUGUCAGUGAUGGGAUACAUGUUGUAACUGUGAUGGUCAAAGUUAAUGUAAAGCCUAUUGAUGAUGAAACUCCGUCCAUCAGCCUGCCCACAGGAACAAUUGGGUCCCACAUGGACGUCCUGGAAAAUGGAGUGGCAGAAAUAACAACAAAUGUAAUUCAAGGCCAUGAUGAUGACACUGAUGACUUCCGGCUUACAUUUAUUGUGGAAGAUCCUCCAGUAUUUGGGGACAUUUUAGUCAAAGGAGUGCCGGCGACAAGGUUUACACAGGCCGACAUAAUUAAUGGAGUAGUUGUGUAUGCGCACACAGGUGGCGAGAUAGGUCUUAUCUCUCAGCAAGAUGGAUUUAAUUUGACCCUCACCGACAUGUCUGAUGAUUGGACAGUAGGGGGCAAUAAGGUCAGUGGAGUCCAUAUUCGAGUCACCGUCCUGCCUGUUGACAAUCAGGCCCCUGAAGUUGGAGUUGGGCUCCAGUUCAGCAUUAUUGAGGGAGAGAAAUAUGGAAUCGGCCCUCAGCACUUGUACGCUGAUGAUAAUGACACUCCAACAGAUGAUAUCCUUUGCACCAUCAUUGUUCAGCCCUCCACAGGCUAUGUGGAAAAUAUAUCCCCAGCUCCAGGCUCAGAAAAGUCAAGGUCAGGAACAGCUAUCAGUGCAUUCACCAUCAGAGACAUAAGGGAGGGAAAUAUUUUCUAUGUGCAGAGCAUUCAUAAGGGUGUUGAGCCACUGGAGGAUCGGUUCACAUUUAGGUGCUCUGAUGGCAUCAAUUUCUCAGGGAACAAUUUAUUUCCAAUCAUAAUCAUCCCUACAAAUGAUGAAAAGCCAGAGAUUUACUUGGGGGAGAUAGUUUUGAUGGAGGGGAUGAACAUUAUCAUCGACUCCUCAAUUUUGAAUGGAGCUGACGCCGACGUUCCACCCGAGGAGCUGAUGUUCAUCAUUUCCAAACCUCCUAAACAUGGUGCUAUUUUAAAUCAGCUAUCCACAGGCUCUGUUUUGGUGUCUAACUUCACCUUAGAACAGAUUAUAGAGGCAUCAGGUAUAAUUUAUGAACAUGAUGACUCAGAGACUACAGAGGACAGAUUUGAUAUCAUUUUGACAGAUGGAAAGUACUCUGUGCAGAAAACAGCUGUUAUCAUGAUCAUCCCUGUUGAUGAUGAGACCCCCAGAAUGGCUAUCAAUGAUGGCCUGGAGGUUGAACUCGGCGAGACGAAAGAGAUUAACAAUAAAGUUCUCAAAGCAACAGAUUUAGAUUCAGAAGACAGCACACUAACAUAUAUCAUCCGAUUUGGGCCUGGUCAGGGAAUAUUACAGAGAAAAAACCCAUCCAGGUCUCUUGAGAACAUUACAGUCGGCAUGAAUUUCACACAAUCUGAAAUUGACCUAGGACUCAUACAGUACACACACAAUGGACAAGAGGGCAUCCGAGAUUUAGUUAAAUUCGAUGUGACUGAUGGAAUAAACUCACUCAUAGAUCGUUACUUCUAUAUCUCUGUGGGCAGCAUUGACAUGGUUUUCCCAGAUGUCAUCAGUAAAGGUGUGUCGUUGAGAGAAGGUGGGAGAGUGACUUUGACCACAGAUCUUCUGAGCACCUCUGACCUUAACAGUCCUGAUGAGAACUUAGUUUUUACUGUCACGCGGGCACCAGUCAGAGGCCACCUGGAGAGCACAGACGCUCCUGGGAUACCCAUUGGAUCUUUUACCCAACUUCAGUUAGCAGGCAGCAAGAUUUUCUACAUUCACACCUCAGAUGAUGAGGUAAAAAUGGACAGUUUUGAGUUUGAAGUGACGGACGGGUACAAUCCCAUUUUCAGAACAUUUCGAAUCUCUAUUGUGGAUGUAGAUAAUAAGAAACCAGUUGUAACCAUUAACGGUCUGGCUGUUACUGAGGGGCAGCUGAAGCUAAUCACACCAUUCGAGCUCACAGCUAAAGAUCAGGACACAGACGAGAAGCUGAUCAAAUUUACAAUCACUCAGUUGCCUUUUCAUGGUAAACUGCUCUACAACCAGUCCACACCUGUCUCCAGCUUCACAAAACAAGACCUCAAUGAAAACCUCAUCAGCUACAAACACGAUGGAACUGAAUCCUCAGAAGACACCUUCUCCUUCACUGUCACUGAUGGCACACACACAGACUUCUAUGUUUUUCCAAACACGGUUUUUGAGACAAGACGCCCUCAGACUAUGAAGAUUACCGUACUGGCAAUAGACAAUGGUGUCCCUCAGAUUGUGGUGAAUAAAGGUGCAACUACUUUGAAGAUUUUGUCCACAGGUCUUUUGGGGUUCCCCAUAACCCCUAAAGUGUUAAGAGCAGAGGACAGGGACAGCAGCCCGGACUCUGUGUUGUUUCAUAUCACUACCCAGCCCAAACACGGUUACAUCGUCAACCUGGGACAUGGAAACAACUCCGUCGAUACAUUCAGUCAAGCCGACAUCGACGAUCUGAACAUCUGCUAUGUGCUGCAGAGUGGUGAAAAUGCUACUUCUGAUGUCUUUCACUUCUUCGUUGAGGACAACAGUAGAAAUUCACUUAAAGGACAGCAGUUCCAUCUGGAUUGGGCCUGGAUCUCUCUGGAGAAAGAGUAUUUUGUCGUGGAUGAGGAGGCCAAAUACUUGGAGGUGGUGCUCCAACGGAGAGGGUACCUGGGAGAAACGUCGUUCAUCGGCAUUGGUACUCAGGAUGGUAGUGCAAGAAGAAAUGAGGACUUCAAGGGAAGGUCUCAAAGGCAAGUGCAGUUUAACCCAGGACAGACAAGGGCGACGUGGCAUGUUCGGAUCCUGACAGACGAGAAGUACGAGCAGGCGGAGACCUUCCAGAUUUUGCUGUCAGAACCAGUGAUGGGAGUGAUGGAGUUUCCUGUCUCUGCAACAGUUGAGAUCCUAGACCCUGAUGAUGAGUCCACUGUGUUCUUUCCUGAACCGAUUCACUCAGUUGAGGAAGACGUAGGGGAGCUUUUCAUCCCCGUGCACCGCAGUGGAGACAUAAGCGAUGAACUGAUGGUGGUCUGCUCCACACAGCAGGGUUCUGCCACUGGAACAAUCCCCACCGCUGUUCUGUCAUACUCGGACUACAUUUCCCGUCCAGAGGGACACGGCAGCGUCCUUCGUUUUGACAAAGGAGAAAGGGAAAAGAUGUGUCGCGUGGUGAUCAUCGAUGACUCUCUGUACGAGGAGGAGGAGAGCUUCAAUGUGACUCUGUCCCUGCCCGUUGGAGGGCGGCUAGGAAUGCACUACCCCACCUCUAAAGUCAGUAUCCUCAAAGAUAUGGAUGACGCUCCUGUGUUUUACUUUGGAGAGGUCCAGUAUCACGUGGAUGAGAGUGCUGGCUUUGUGGAGGUCAAAGUGUGGAGGACAGGAACCGACCUUUCCAAAACUGGGACUGUUACAGUCCGUUCUCGGAAAUCUGAGCGUGCCUCUGCUGAAGCCAGUAUUGACUAUGUUGGCAUAAGCCAUAAUCUGGACUUUGCUCCAGGUGUCAGCAUGCAGACGUUUAAGGUCACGAUUCUGGAUGACAUGGGAAAGCCAGAGCUGGAAGGCGCUGAGAGUUUUGAGCUAGUUCUGAGAAUGCCAGUGAAUGGUGUUCUUGGAGAACCUGGAAAAGCUACAGUCAUCAUCAAUGACUCAGUGUCUGACUUACCAAAGGUCCAGUUUCGUGAAGUGGUUUAUAUUGGGGAGGAGAGUGACGGUCAGAUAACAGCUACAGUGUACCGCAGCGGUGACAUCUGGCACCAAUCCUCUGUUCGCUGUUACUCCCGUCAGGGCUCUGCACAAGUUGCCUAUGACUUUGAGGAGAGACCCAACACAGAUGCUUCCAUCAUCACUUUCUUACCAGGUGAAGUGGAGAAACCGUGUACUCUUUUGUUGGUUGAUGAUACAAUGUAUGAGGAUGUUGAGGAGCUGAGGCUGGUCUUAGGGAAACCAAGAAGCAGCUCACAGUUUGGUGCAUCAGUGGGAUCUCUGAAUGAGUCUCUAGUUAAAAUAAAGGACUCAGCUGACAAACCCAUCAUCCAGUUGUUGGAAACCAGGUUUAGUGUCAGUGAACCGAAGGAAGCUGGUACAGUGGCAACUGUGAGGAUCCCUGUGGUUCGGGUUGGUGACACAUCAAAAGUUUCAUUGGUUCGGGUUCAUACCAAAGAUGGGUCGGCUAUCUCAGGAGCGGAUUAUUACCCGGUUUCUCAAGAUAUUGAGUUUAAACAAGGAGAGAAGCGACACGUCGUAGAGGUGGAGGUGCUGUUUGAUGGUAUCAGAGAAAUGAGGGAGGCUUUUACGGUUCAUCUAAAGCCAGAUGAGAACAUGGUUGCUGAAACUCAGGUGACGAAAGCUAUAGUUUACAUCGAGGAGUCCAACAGCAUGGCUGAUGUCACCUUCCCCUCUUUGCCUCAUGUCGUGUCUCUGCUUCAUUACGAUAAUGUCGCCAGGACAGCGGACAUGCUCCACCCACCAGCUGGCUACCCAGUCAUCUGUGUCACAGCUUGUGACACCAAAUAUCCCGACUAUGACAAGACUGGUUCUAUCUGUGUCAGCGAGCACAUCAACAACACCUUGACCCGCUACCGCUGGCUCAUCAGUUCCCCAGCUGGCCCCAAUGGCGUCACCAGCCCCAUGAGGGAGGUGGACUUUGACACUUUCUUUACCUCCUCAAAGAUGAUUACGCUGGACUCGGUCUACUUCCAGGCAGGUUCGAGGGUGCGGUGCACCGCUCGGGCCGUUAAUUCCAACGGGGAGGAAGGUUUGGAGCUCAGCAGUCCUAUUAUCACCAUCAGCCAGGAGGAAGGUAUGUGUCAGCCUCGUCAGAUGGGAAUUGUGGGUGCUGAACCUUUCUCUGCCAAGCUGCGCUACACCGGAGCAGACGACCCAAAACACCCUAACCUCAUCAAAGUGACCAUUACCAUGCCUCACAUAGAUGGUAUGCUUCCUGUGAUCUCCACUCGGCCCCUCACAAACUUUGAUCUGACUCUCAGUCCGGAUGGAACCCGAGUCGGAAACCACCGCUGCUCAAAUUUGCUUGACUUCAAUGAGGUCACAACAGGUCACGGCUUCAUCACGGCUUUGACACACAGCCCCGAGAGCAUGGCGGAGUCUGCGCCCUACCAGUUCAGUGGCUCUUUGCGGGGGAACAGCACGCUUCGCUUCUACAAGAACCUGAACCUGGAAGCAUGUCUGUGGGAGUUCAGCAGCUACUACCACAUGUCUGAGCUGCUUACAGAUUGUGGAGGAACAAUAGGCACGGAUGGACAGGUUCUGAACCUGGUCCAAUCAUACGUGACGCUCCGUGUGCCUCUUUACGUGUCUUAUGUGUUCCAUUCACCACUUGGCACGGGGGGUUGGCAGCACUUUGACCUCCAGUCAGAGCUUCGCCUUACUUUUGUUUAUGACACCGCCAUUCUGUGGAAGGAUGGCAUCGGGAGCCCCCCGCAAGCAGAGCUGCAGGGAUCGUUGUAUCCUACCAGCAUGCGCAUUAAUGAGCAGGGACGUUUGGUGGUGAAUUUCCGCACCAAAGCUCAUUUCAGGGGACUGUUUAUUGAGUCUCAUUCUAAGGACAGAAUAACCAGAACUGCAACAUCUCUGUUAUCCACUGUGAUGAGCGAAGACCACCCUGGCCUUAUAUUCAACCUCACCUUAGUGAGGAGUGAGCCCACCUACAACCAGCCUGUGCAGCAAUGGACAUUCAUCUCCGAUUUUGCUGUCAGAGAUUAUUCUGGAACAUACACGGUGAAGCUGAUCCCCUGUACAACAUCUCAGAACAUAGAAUACACUGUUCCGCCUAUCUGCAGUCCCAGACAGGCUCUUACAUUCGACCUUGACAUCAGAUUUCAACAAGUGAGCGACCCAGUUGCAGUGGAAUUCAGUCUGAACACUCAGAUGUUCUUGCUGUCUAAGAGGAAUCUCUGGCUUUCUGAUGGCUCUAUGGGUUUUGCUCAGGAGAGUGAUGUUGCCUUUUCUGAAGGUGAUACAAUAUACGGCCGAGUCAUGGUGGAUCCAGUGCAGAAUCUGGGAGAUUCUUUCUUCUGCAGCAUAGAAAAAGUGUUUCUCUGUGCUGGAGCUGACGGCUAUGUACCCAAAUAUAACCCAACAAAGUUUGAAUUCGGCUGUCUGGCUGAUUCUCCAACAUUGCUGUACAGAUUCAAAAUACUUGACAAGGCCCAGCCAGAGACUCAGACACGUGAGUUCAGAGAUGUCAGCUUUAAUGCAGUGCUGGCAGUAGACGACCCAUCAGCUUUAUCUCUUGUCAGACAACCAGGAUCAGAUGGCUUUAGACUCGACUCUACAGCCAUGUUCCAGGUUGCUGCAGGGCGUGAGUGGUAUAUACACACUAUUUACACUGUUCGUUCCAAAGAAAACACCAACAGGGGCAUUGGGAAACGCAGUCUGGAGUACCACUCUUUUGUUUCCACCCUGACAUCAUCAAGCGAAAAAGGCCAUCGCAGGAGAAGGGCUGCCAGUGAGGAAAUCAGCGCCAUCGCCGAGGAUAUUGGAAUAGAUAACAGCCGAGGGACCAACAUCAUGCAUAUUGCUUUGGACCGCACAAAGAGAAGGUCCAAGGGAUCGCCUGAGCUGUUCUCGGGUGGAAGAGAACUUAGUAAGCUGAACACUGAUGAUCAGGAGGAAAAUCUAGUGAGCAUAGUGGGGGCGCUGGUGGGGCUGCUACUGACAGUCCUCAUUAUUGUCACCAUUACGCUGGUGCUGAGAUCCAGACAGAAGGAGGGGAAGGAGGUAUGGAGUGAGGGGGUGCAGGAGGUGGUGAAAGGGUCCGUCAGCACUGAACCCAUGCUGGUGGUGAGAAUGCAAGACUGCCACAACAGCUCUGAGGUCUGAGCAGCGAUAUGCAUGGACCGGACAGAUGGACAUAGGGGAUAUAUGGGGGUUUUAUAUGUUCUUUUUUUUUUUUCCUGAGUUGGUUUCACAACACCAAAAAAUUACAUUGAGCAAAUGCAUUACUGAGUGUGUCUGUUAAUGUACUGCAUUCAUUCAAGGGCACUCAUUACAGCACUAUGCUAUGUAUUUAUUUAUCACUACAGCUUUGACUGAUGGUACCAUGCUAUUCCCAGUUUCAGGAUAAUGGCUUAAAGUGCCUGAAGUAACUUCAGGACAUUAAACUCCAGUUUCCAUAGAAAAGGUCAAACAUGCAUUGGUCUAAGUAGAAUGGAAGUUAAGCCAGUAUGUGGUUUUGUAUAACCUUCAGCAAAAAUUUGAAGAUUUCACAUUAUCAGAAUUUUAAUGAAAAGGUUUAAAUGCUCCUUUUUUGCCUGCUUUGAUAACCGUAUGUCUUUGAACAUGUUAGGUUAUGACAUGUUUACAUGACUACUUGAAGUGCUGUUCAGGGAUGCACAUACAGUAUAAACCGAUAAACUUUAGCUGUGGCUUUUGCAGUGAAAGAACACCUGUUUCGGCUGGAAACAUUCCCGUGAUUAGUUGAUUCUUUUUCAUAGUUAAACAGACAAACUGCUCUGAGAUGAAUUGAAAGCACUGCUGUGAGAAGAUCAGAUUUUGAAAUAAUAAUGAUUCACCCUUAUGCCCUUUGUCACUGGAUAAGAUCCUGUGUUUUUCAUCCCUGACUGCAUUUUACAAUAACAGAAAACUGUUGCUAAAGAAUUGGUGAAACACGCAAUGGAGCCCUCAGACAUUGAACCAUUGAAAAUGCAGAUUAAUAUUGACUCACAUUACAGUCAUGUGUCACCCUAAUAAU
Molecule: messenger RNA, 10355 nt
Organism: Cyprinodon variegatus (sheepshead minnow)
Lineage: Eukaryota; Metazoa; Chordata; Actinopteri; Cyprinodontiformes; Cyprinodontidae
Gene: frem2
Product: FRAS1 related extracellular matrix protein 2
Exons: 24
Coding region: 122-9484 (3120 amino acids)
Biological process (GO): cell communication
Cellular component (GO): membrane
Source: RefSeq, a predicted model, not a curated record